ACAUGUAUAUAUAUAAAAAAAUAUUCUCUUUAUCGACAAAAUUAAUUGUUAUCUGCUGCUGCUGCGAUCCUUGAAGAUAACCAUUAGUUCCGAAAACCCACUUCUUUUUAUUACUGAGGUUCACGAAAGAAAGAAGAAAGAAAACUAUGUCGUACGAAGGGGUUGACCAAAUGGACUACAUGGUCGAUGAAGGAGACGUUGUAGAUUCUGCUGACGAGGCCAACCUCGAUGAGUAUGAUUUGCUAAUGCAAGUGACGGAUACAUCGGCUUCACAAGCAAGGAAAGGGAAGGAUAUACAAGGUAUUCCAUGGGAUCGAUUGCAUAUAACAAGGCAAAGCUACAGAUUGACGAGGCUUGAACAGUAUACAAAUUACGAGAAUAUACCUUCGUCUGGCGAAGCAGUUGAUAAGGAAUGCAAACCGACGAAGAAAGGAGGCAUCUACUAUGAUUUCAUUUACAAUACACGAUUAGUCAAACCUACUAUACUUCAUUUUCAGUUAAGGAACUUGGUGUGGGCUACGUCGAAACAUGAUGUCUAUUUUGUUUCGAACUAUUCGGUUAUGCAUUGGUCAUCAUUAUCCCAAAACUUGACCGAAGUACUAAAUUUCUCUGACCAUAUUGUGCCGACUGAGAGAAAUCCAGGGACGUUGACGGAAGGUUUUACACGAACUCAGUUGAGCACAGUGGCGGUGAAAGACCGUUUACUGGUGGGUGGUGGCUUCCAUGGAGAAAUUAUUUGUAAGUAUCUGGAUAAACCAGGUGUAAGCUUUUGCACGAGGACAACACAUCGGGAGAAUGCUAUUACAAAUGCCAUCGAAAUAUUCGAAAGUUCCAGUGGACUGCAUUUUAUGACAUCGAACAAUGACUCCGGUGUAAGAGAAUAUGAGACAGAGAGGUUUCAGCUCCUUAACCACUUCCGUUUCCCUUGGCCUGUCAAUCAUACAUCAAUGAGCCCCGAUCGCAAGCUUAUGACGGUUGUUGGAGAUGAUCUUGAUGGAUUACUUGUAGAUGCGCGCAAUGGGAAGACAGUCUCGUCAAUUGUGGGCCAUCUAGACUACUCGUUCGCAUCAACAUGGCAUCCGGAUGGCAGAAUAUUUGCAACGGGGAAUCAGGACAAGACGUGCAGAGUGUGGGACCUACGAAACAUGUCAGCACCAACUGCAACACUCAAGGCUAACAUAGGCGCAGUCAGAUCCAUUCGUUUCUCCGGUGACGGUCAGUUUCUAGUGGUGGCCGAACCUGCAGACUUUGUUCACAUUUACAGCACUAGAGAUAAUUACGAGACAAGGCAAGAGCUUGAUUUCUUCGGUGAGAUAUCCGGAGUUUCUCUUAGCCCAGAUGACGAGUCUAUCUAUAUCGGAAUUUGGGACCGUACUUAUGCCAGCUUGUUGCAGUAUAACCGAAGACACACUUACGAAUAUCUCGAUUCACUUAUAUGAUAUAUAUAUAUAUAUAUAUA
Messenger RNA from Erythranthe guttata (spotted monkey flower), 1459 nucleotides. Lineage: Eukaryota; Viridiplantae; Streptophyta; Magnoliopsida; Lamiales; Phrymaceae. The record is from RefSeq and is a predicted model, not a curated record.